This is a messenger RNA of Lactuca sativa (garden lettuce), 2325 nucleotides long. Its product is annotated as small ribosomal subunit protein uS4c. Gene Ontology annotation, molecular function: structural constituent of ribosome; rRNA binding. Gene Ontology annotation, biological process: translation; ribosomal small subunit biogenesis. The record is from RefSeq and is a predicted model, not a curated record. Gene Ontology annotation, cellular component: small ribosomal subunit. NCBI's taxonomy places the organism in Eukaryota, Viridiplantae, Streptophyta, Magnoliopsida, Asterales, Asteraceae.
GAGUCUUUAUGUCGCGUUACCGAGGUCCUCGUUUCAAAAAAAUACGCCGCCUGGGGGCUUUACCAGGGCUAACUAAUAAAAGGCCCAGAGCUGGAAGUGAUCUUAGAAACCAAUCGCGUUCCGGGAAAAAAUCCCAAUAUCGAAUUCGCCUAGAAGAAAAGCAAAAAUUGCGUUUUCAUUAUGGUCUUACAGAACGACAAUUACUUAAAUACGUUCGUAUCGCCGGAAAGGCAAAAGGGUCAACAGGUCAGGUUUUACUACAAUUACUUGAAAUGCGCCUUGAUAACAUUCUUUUUCGCUUGGGUAUGGCUCCGACUAUUCCGGGAGCUCGCCAAUUAGUUAACCAUAGACAUAUUUUAGUCAAUGGUCGUAUAGUAGAUAUACCAAGUUAUCGCUGCAAACCCCGAGAUACUAUUGCGGCGAGGGAUGAACAAAAAUCUAAAGUUCUAAUUCAAAAUUCUCUCGAUUCAUCCCCCCAUGAGGAAUUGCCAAACCAUUUGACUCUUCAACCAUUCCAAUAUAAAGGAUUAGUCAAUCAAAUAAUAGAUAGUAAAUGGGUCGGUUUGAAAAUAAAUGAAUUGCUAGUUGUAGAAUAUUAUUCUCGUCAGACUUAAACCUAACAAAAAUAAAAUCAACACUAAUAAGAAUAAGGAAGAAUAAGGGUUCGACCCAUUUUGCUCCCUUUCGGCGAAGUAAAUUAACCUAAGGUUAAGAUAAAUAAGGGUUUGAUCCGGAUUUUUCUUCCAUUUAGGUAUCAUAGACCGAGAGGGAGAUUUUCAUUCCUUGUCUACUCUACUCUUUUCUUUACACAGUAUUUUCUGUACCACAGCCAUUAGGAAUAGAGAAUCCAUAUCAAAGAAAGGUCUAACUGUUGGAAUAGUCGUAUCCAUUGCUAUUUGAUCUAUUGUGGUUAGUAAGAUCGAUGAAUUAGGUGAAGGUACGGAAAGGAAAGAGAGGGAUUCGAACCCUCGGUAAGCAAAAGCCUACAUAGCAGUUCCAAUGCUACGCCUUCAACCACUCGGCCAUCUCUCCUACAUAAUGAUUAUGACCCAAAAAACUAAAAUCGAGUGAAUAGUGAAUCAUUCUAGAUUAUUGGGUAGGUACAACCAAUCAACUCUAACUAUAAAGCGAUCAAAAUCGAAAAUUUUUCAUCAUAGUAAAAGAAGUAUCUUUCCUUCUAGGCUGGGGGGAUAAAGAUAAAAUUUUUUUCUUACAAAAAAUGUUCUCUUCUUUUUCUGAAUUCUCUAUUUAUAUAUUUAUACUAUACCGACCGGAUUAAAUCAAUAAAUUAGAAAUUCUAAUGAAUCAACUGAGCGAGGGAUUUAUAUUUUGUAGACUAUGGUUAAUGGAUAUCUUUAGAUCAUGAUUCUAUUUAGACUACGAUUCCAUAUCAUAAGAAUUCUCAAAUUCCUUUCUAGACCAGUUUUAGAGUUAUCAACACAAAUCCUUAUCCCAUCUAUCUAUUACAAAUAGAAAUUGAUAAACAAUUUUUUUAUAGUUGAUUGUAUAGUGUAUACCCCUAAGUACACAACACAAAAAAAUAGGCGGUUAUUCUAUUUUCAUCAUACAAUGAUUAUUCGAUCCUUUUUCUUCUUUGUAUCAUAAUUAAAUCAACUGAGGUUAUUCUAAGCUGUAACUUCAAUCAAAUAAGAAUAGUUUCUUUCGUUGGUAGACUAUUCCAGUAAGAUGGAAUCGAAUCCGAUUACCAUAUUUCUUUCUUAGUUUUUAUCAAUUCCUGUAAUGUAAAAAAUAACAAUUUGAAUAUUGAAUUUUUGAAUAGAAGAACUAUAUCUUUUUUUGUUUUUUUAAUGAGAAUCAAUCUGUUUUUAUGUUAUUUCGUACUGUAGAAUUCUUUUCCUUGUGGGAUUAUUUUCCCGCGAGAAGUAAUGAGAACAAUGAUAGAAUGGAUUGCUACCUAUGCCUAGAUCGCGGAUAAAUGGAAAUUUUAUUGAUAAAACCUUUUCAAUUGUAGCCAAUAUCUUAUUACGAAUAAUUCCGACAACUUCAGGAGAAAAAGAGGCAUUUACCUAUUACAGAGAUGGUGCGAUUUGACUUUUUUUUAUUAAUCUCAGUCUUACGAGAAAUACACAUGAUUCGUGAUGGGGAAAAAAAGACAAAAAUCUACGCUUGUUGAAGGUAAAGUUUGGAAAUAGAACAAUUCCUUCUGUCGUGUAUCCUCGAUUAAUGCAGCCUCAGAUGCUAUGUUUCAAUUCUCGAUUCUAGUAUUGAGCGAAAGGUUAUACCUAUGGUAUUACAGGUCAAUCCUAGUCCACUAGUACCAAUAGGCAGCAGAGGGGAAGAAGCACUACAUCUAGGAAUCAACAA